AUGCAGUCCGUCCCAGAGUCACGCCAGCAGACCUUCGAGGAGAUCUACGGUCCGCCAGAGAACUUCCUCGAGAUUGAGGUUCGCAAUCCUCAAACACACGGCACCUCCCGGAAUAUGUACACCUCGUACGAGAUCGUCUGCCGCACCAACAUCCCCGCCUUCAAGCUGAAGCACUCGGUGGUGCGCCGCCGCUACUCCGACUUCGAGUACUUCCGAGAUAUUCUGGAGCGCGAGAGUACCCGUGUCACCAUCCCCCCGCUGCCCGGCAAGGUCUUCACGAACCGGUUCAGUGACGACGUCAUCGAGCACCGCCGCGAGGGCCUCCAGCGCUUUCUGCAGAUCGUCGCGGGGCACCCGCUUCUGCAGACGGGGAGUAAGGUGCUGGCUAGUUUUAUACAAGAUCCGAACUGGGACCGCAAUGCCUGGUAA
Molecule: messenger RNA, 429 nt
Organism: Penicillium alfredii
Lineage: Eukaryota; Fungi; Ascomycota; Eurotiomycetes; Eurotiales; Aspergillaceae
Product: sorting nexin-3
Exons: 3
Coding region: 1-429 (142 amino acids)
Biological process (GO): late endosome to Golgi transport; endocytic recycling
Cellular component (GO): retromer complex; early endosome membrane
Molecular function (GO): phosphatidylinositol-3-phosphate binding
Source: RefSeq, a predicted model, not a curated record